Messenger RNA from Saccharomyces eubayanus, 528 nucleotides. It is a transcript of the gene SHH4, whose product is annotated as protein SHH4. Lineage: Eukaryota; Fungi; Ascomycota; Saccharomycetes; Saccharomycetales; Saccharomycetaceae. The coding region runs from base 1 to 528 and encodes 175 amino acids. Gene Ontology annotation, molecular function: heme binding; ubiquinone binding. Gene Ontology annotation, biological process: tricarboxylic acid cycle; mitochondrial electron transport, succinate to ubiquinone. The transcript has a single exon. The record is from RefSeq and is a predicted model, not a curated record. Gene Ontology annotation, cellular component: membrane; mitochondrial envelope.
AUGUAUACGACCAAGUUUUAUAGGCCUUUGCGCGGAGUGAGAAGCUUUCAUUCCUCAAUUGUCAGACCGUUUACAAUCCCCUUCUUGCCAAAGAUACCUCAAAAACCUGGGGGGGUGAGCGGAACAGCGAACGAUUCCUCUUAUAUGCUACCUGAAAGCAGAGCUCACGGUUCAUAUCAUUGGAUUGUAGAGCGUGGCCUCUCUUUAAUGGUUCUUCCAUUGAUUAUGGUUCCUUUGGUCACUACAGGUCCUAUUUCUAUUUUUGCUGAUACGUUUCUAUCCUUGGUUCUGCUGGGUCACUGCCAUAUAGGGUUUCAGUCUUGCAUUAUAGAUUAUGUUUCAGAAAGAGUCUAUGGCAAGGUGCAUCACUAUGCCAUGUAUUUAUUGAGUUUAGGCACAUUUUUAUCACUAGUUGGUAUAUAUAAGUUAGAGAGCCAAGAAGCAGGUCUUAUUGGGUCUCUAAAGCCUCUAUGGGAAAGCGAACCGGUCAAAAAGAAGGAGAAAAUAGUGACUGGAAAGACGAUAUAG